AUGGAGCCCAAUGGUGCUUCUAAUGUGGUGCCUUCAGCUGCUCCGUCUGCCACAGAUUUGAUUCUGCAGCAAAGGACUGGGGGAUCCCCAUCUGCCCAGGCGACGGUGCAGCAAGUGGUAUCGAAGGGAGAUGGCAGCCUCUGGUCGCAGGUCACGAGCAAUCCCUUGUUCACGGCUGGUUUCGGCCUCGGAGCGCUAGGUGCAGGUUUGACGUUUGCGCAGAGGGGAGUUCGCCAUGGCGCAGCUCUCCUGCGUCGCCGAAUGCUAGUGGAUGUGGAGAUCAGCAUCAAGGACGACUCAUACCCAUGGUUCCUCCACUGGAUGACGCUUUAUCAACAAUCGCAGCUCAACACCACCCGCGCAGCUGCCAACAGUACCGGCUUCGUCGACCGCCUCCUCCACAAAAUGACCCCCGGCAUGCGCCACCUCUCUAUCCAGACCUCGAAGGUUGAACACUCCAAUGGCGCUAUUCAUACACACUUCUCGUUAGUUCCAGGUCCCGGCAAGCAUAUUCUACGGUAUAAAAACGCGUUUGUCUUCGUGAACCGAGUGCGAGAAUCCAAAUCCCGCGACAUCCAAACUGGAAAGCCUUGGGAGACCAUCACCCUGACUACUCUCUACUCUCAACGCCAUAUCUUCGAAGACCUCUUUACGGAAGCUCAUGCGUACGCUGCAAAGUCACAUGAGGGGAAGACAACAAUCUACAACAGUUGGGGAACAGAAUGGAGGCCAUUUGGCAACCCUCGACGCAAGCGUCCUCUGGAAUCAGUUGUGCUUGCUGAGGGUGUCUCGGAGCGUAUUGUAGAUGAUGUCCAAGAUUUCAUCUCGAGCUCUGCAUGGUACCAUGACCGUGGUAUUCCCUACCGUCGAGGAUAUCUUUUGUAUGGUCCUCCUGGUACGGGUAAAAGUUCAUUUAUCCAGGCGCUAGCGGGAGAGUUGGACUACGAUAUCGCAAUCUUGAACCUUAGUGAACGUGGCUUGACUGAUGACCGGCUCAACCAUCUUCUCACCAUCGUUCCGAAUCGAACCCUUGUUCUACUAGAGGAUGUAGAUGCCGCUUUCUCUAAUCGGCGCGUUCAAACCGACUCUGACGGCUAUCGCGGCGCGAAUGUCACGUUCUCUGGCCUGCUGAAUGCGCUUGAUGGCGUUGCCAGCGCCGAGGAACGCAUUAUCUUCCUCACCACCAAUCACGUCGAACGCCUGGACGAGGCCCUGGUCCGACCGGGGCGCGUAGACAUGACGGUGCGUCUCGGAGAAGUGACACGAUACCAAGUCGGCCGUCUUUGGGACCGUUUCUAUGAAGAGAUCGACACCGAUGGCUCCAACCGAAAGAUCUUCCUUGACCGACUCCAGCAGCUCGGCUUGAUCGAGGAUGAGCAAGGUCACAAAGCUGACCGAUCGAAGAACACGAGCGCAGCGGCUCUACAAGGGCUGUUUUUGUACAACAAGGGAAAUAUGGAGGGCGCGAUUGCCAUGGCAGAGGGACUUACCUAUUCCGUCCAUGAUGAGGCUUCGGGGCAUGACCAGGGUCGAAGCGAAUAA
This is a messenger RNA of Penicillium cataractarum, 1542 nucleotides long. Its product is annotated as bifunctional AAA family ATPase chaperone/translocase BCS1. NCBI's taxonomy places the organism in Eukaryota, Fungi, Ascomycota, Eurotiomycetes, Eurotiales, Aspergillaceae. The transcript has 2 exons. The record is from RefSeq and is a predicted model, not a curated record. Gene Ontology annotation, biological process: protein insertion into mitochondrial inner membrane from matrix; mitochondrial respiratory chain complex III assembly. Bases 1 to 1542 code for a protein of 513 amino acids. Gene Ontology annotation, molecular function: ATP hydrolysis activity; ATP binding. Gene Ontology annotation, cellular component: mitochondrial inner membrane.